Messenger RNA from Marasmius oreades (fairy-ring Marasmius), 1072 nucleotides. RefSeq lists its product as uncharacterized. Bases 110 to 946 code for a protein of 278 amino acids. Lineage: Eukaryota; Fungi; Basidiomycota; Agaricomycetes; Agaricales; Marasmiaceae. Gene Ontology annotation, biological process: tRNA 5'-leader removal; rRNA processing. The record is from RefSeq and is a predicted model, not a curated record. The transcript is spliced from 5 exons. Gene Ontology annotation, cellular component: ribonuclease P complex; ribonuclease MRP complex. Gene Ontology annotation, molecular function: ribonuclease P RNA binding.
UGCUAAUAUGCUUUGCUAAAAACUCGUGGGACCUAAUCGCGGGUGCACUAGCCAAAUCGUUUGAGAAGGGAUUUAUAAACAUCUUUACACCUUCAUCUUAUCAAUCAUCAUGGCAUCUAGCUCGUCCAAUGUCACCCUUGCGAUAUAUAAAAGCUGCUUUGACAUGACGGGUCAACGUCUCAAACUUACCACCGCGCAACCAUUCGUACCAACCUUCGUGCAGUCAUCAGUGACUCAAGCCUCCGACCCGAGUGAAAUAUACGCAAGCCGGGUUCAUGAGCGGAGGAUACUACUCGAAAACCCUGUGCGAGGAAGUCACAUCAGAAAGGAUCGGGAAAAAAAGCGUCAACGGAGGACGGCUUACAAGCAGAAGAAGGUGGGGAUCAUGGGUCGAAGGGAGGCAAAGAAGAAAGGUGUGUGGAAACUGGAUGACAGUCAGGCCAAAUUCAAGUUGUUUCUUCCACUACACCAGUUGUGGAUGGGAUACAUGUCUGAGCUACUGGGACUGCCACAAGAAGGUCCCUCAAACCGGCCACCCAACAUCAAGGACGUCCCUAGUACGGCGGGCAUGCACGCAAAACUGGUAAAGGCCGACUUCCAUGGUUCACUCAUGACAGUUCGCCAAAGUAAAUGUCCUUCACUCAUCGGAAUCUCCGGUAUUGUCAUCCACGAAUCGGAGAAUGCCAUACGAGUUGUCACUCGUCGUGAUGAAGUAAAGCUGAUACCGAAACAGAACUCCAUUUUUGUUUUUGCAGUGCCAGUAUACUCAACUUUACCUCCCACACAUAAACCCAAUAAUGCCUUCCCUGUGCCGACUAUAACUGACACUUCCGUGUCGGAUGUCCCGCACAUGGAAUUUGAGUUGUAUGGCAACCAGUUUAGGUUUCGGUCAGCAGAUCGUGCAGGUCGUAAGUUCAAGCAUAAGGAGACCAUCGAGUUGGCGUGACAAUUCGCGAGUUCUGGUGCAUCUCAUGCAUGUUGCACCUCGAGGGGAGAGUGUCGCUGCGUGGUAUAGCCCUGUCUUCAACAAUCGAACCAUGGUCAUUAAGAAGUGAUUAGUAGCAUUGCACGU